AUGACUCGCCGUCAGACUAUCUCUGCGCCCCUCGACAGCCCCACGCGCCAACUGAUCCUCGAACUUGCGCAGGAUCUCGCCCAAGUCAGUCUCUUCAAUGACGACUUGCGCCGAGUUCACGAAUAUGAGCGUAAGACCUACUAUGAGGAGCUCGAUCGGAUCGAUCGAGAACGCGAGGCUAUCCACACCGCCGCCCUCGACAAGGUGGCCGCGUUCCACGACGGGGUGCGACAACAGGCGGAGGCGACCUUGGCGGCGCAUCUUCGCGCCGAGGAAGAAGCUCGCCGCCGUGCAGAGGAUGCUGCUCGGGAGGAGAAGGAGCGCCUGGAGCGCAUCGAGCGGGAGAAGGCCGAGAAGCUCCGUCAUCAGCAAGAGGAGGCUGCCCGGCUAGCGGCGGAGAAGAAGGCCAAGGAAGAAGCUGCGAAAAGGGCAGCGGAUGAGGCAGAGCGAGCUCGCAAGGCUGCUCAAGAGGAGAAGGCGCGCCGCCAACGUGAAGAGUCGGAACGUGCAGAGGCCAGAAAACGCCAGCAGGAUGAGGCAGACAAGAGAGCCCAGCAGGAAGCUGAGCAACAGGCGAUUGUUCUGGCCCAAGGCAGGAUCGGCCCGCGUGGUCUCACUGCGGAAGAGACACGCAUCCAAGAUCGGUACGUGGAGGUCCAUCGAACUCUCAAGCAAAUGCGAGAGUGGCUUCGCGGACUAGGCACAGAGAACCCGCCAUUGAAGCAGGCCAUGGGUGAUAUCCGCCGGUCGAUCAAGAAAUGUGUCGGGCAGCUGCGGGAUGGGAAGGGCACCAAUAAAGCCCAAACUGCCCAGAUCAAGGCUGAGCUCGACAAAGCCUGCCAGAUGGCCGAGCCGACAAUCGACAUUCGGGGUUUCAUGGCCUUCCCACCUCCCGAAGUGGCACAAACCGAACACAAGGUGCCGGCCAUGAUGAUCUACGGUCUCAACAUUUUCGCCAAGGCUCUUAUCUCAGCCUUGAUCACCGAGGCGUCGAUCAACCCCGAUCAUGCUGAGCCCAUUGGCAUUCUCGCUGCCCAAAUCUUCUCCAUGGACACCUUCAUGUUCCAGGGCAUCCCUAUGAGUGACAUCCUACUCGCCAAGUACCGAGUGGUAUGUCCUUCGCUCUGGGGAUCCACCGGCAACGACAAGACGGACUCUGGGCGCCAGGCUCUUGGCUGGUGGCGUGAAGAAGCGGGAGGUCCAUUCGUGAGCGAGCAGACCCACAUGGAUCGCAUGACGGCCUUGGGUGCAGGAUUUGCAGCUCUCACAUUGCGCAACUUCGGCAAGACCCAGCGGCGCAAUCCCUUCCCCAACACCCUGUUCUGGUCGUCACUGCAAAAGAUCCUAUCGAUCCCAACGGCGGAACUGCAAGACACUCAGAUUGCGCUUCUCUUUGCCAUGCUACGGGGUUCUAGCGAACGCAUCCUUGGCUUCUUUGGCCACUUCGGGCUGUUCUUGAUGCGCCGAGCAAUUGUCCAGCUUCCUGCUGCUCUACCACGACAGACCAUGAUCGUCAAUCAGCUCAAGCUCUUGCAGGAAACGUAUGCGCGAGACAGAAAUCUUGUUCUUUGA
Penicillium diatomitis is the source of this 1572-nucleotide messenger RNA. Its product is annotated as putative RNA export mediator Gle1. The record is from RefSeq and is a predicted model, not a curated record. Gene Ontology annotation, biological process: regulation of translational termination; regulation of translational initiation; poly(A)+ mRNA export from nucleus. Bases 1 to 1572 code for a protein of 523 amino acids. Gene Ontology annotation, molecular function: inositol hexakisphosphate binding; translation initiation factor binding; phospholipid binding. The transcript has a single exon. Lineage: Eukaryota; Fungi; Ascomycota; Eurotiomycetes; Eurotiales; Aspergillaceae. Gene Ontology annotation, cellular component: cytoplasm; nuclear pore; nuclear pore cytoplasmic filaments.